Molecule: messenger RNA, 2121 nt
Organism: Phytophthora sojae
Lineage: Eukaryota; Oomycota; Peronosporomycetes; Peronosporales; Peronosporaceae
Exons: 6
Molecular function (GO): nucleic acid binding; zinc ion binding
Source: RefSeq, a predicted model, not a curated record
AUGUCGAACACUUUAUCGAGACACUGGGCGAUCCGGAACUGGCCGAUCAGCUCACCCUACUCCGGGUUGCGGACGCGGAAGAUCUGGAGGAAGUCCUGCGCGCUCGAGAUGCGUGCAGUGCAGAUCGCGAGCCAGGGGUCUGGAUCGGACACGGGAUCAGACGGAUCGGACUCGGGGGGUGAUCUACGUCGCGUUUACCUAGCGUCGGCCGAGGACAAGUCCCGCAACGCUGGGGGCGACGCGACGAAGCCGGAUCGAAGCAACCAAGCGCAGAUCAACCAUGACUCACCUCGAUCGGAUCCACGAUUGCGAUCUUCACCUGACGGAUCGGAGCGACCAAACCGCUGCUCACACCGUGGAUCGCGGAAACACACCGAUCUCGAUUGCUGGAGACGUUUGCCGUGCGAGAAGUGUGGCAAGCGAGGUCAUCCGGCGGAUCGCUGCCUGUUUGUGUGUCGUGGAUGUGGUGAACUACACGAGAUGGGCAAGUGUCCGAUGGAGGAAUUCUACAACCAGAUCCGUCAAUGGUUCAACCCGGUCUUAAGUCUACAUCGAUCGGCCGACUUCAGCCGUUCUGACGCCGAAGUGCCCUUGGAUCUCCAGUCUGGAGAGACGCGGGGCUAUUGGAAACAACGCAGACCGGAAGAAUGGUUCAAGCCAUCUGAUGGAGAAGUGACGACCGAGAUCCCGGAGCAUGAUCGCGAUCGAAGUCUGCCUCGCGUCAUCGAACACCGCAGAUCUGGCGAUGUGGUGCCCGAUCUCCUCCCUGGGGAGUCUAGAGGGUACUGGAAACAUCAUUCGCCAGGUAAGUGGUUCCGUCAGGCCAAGAUCACUGGCAAGAUCAACAAUGAGAAGUCGAUCUUACUCUUAGACACCAGCGCCGAGGUGUCCAUCGUGGACACCGCCUUUGCUCGUAAGGUGGGGUGCUAUGUCGACACGAGUCAGAGCCAGGAAUGUGUGAGGAUUGGCGAAAGCGUGUACAUGACGGAAGGAAGGACCAGGAUCAAGGUUACGCUGGCAGGAUCGCUGUUGUAUUUCUUCGAUAUCUGGGUUGGCGAUCAAUCAGGACAAGAGGCGAUCCUGGGUAUGAACUUUAUGGUUCCAGCGGGGAUCCGCCUCGAUCUUGCGGACGGCUCUACCUCUCUCCCCGACGAAGUCAAGAUCCAGCUUAGCGGACGGCGUCAACUGUACAACGACAAUGUCCGACACGUGUGUGUGGAUCAGGGAAUGCAGAUCGCGAUCGGGGAUUCGAUCGAGCUUCCGCUGCGAAUGAAGGUGACGGAUCGAGAAAAGCUCUGGGUCACCCGAGGAGAUCGCUGGGUGCCAACCGUGCAGAAUCUAGCCUUUCAAGCCACGACAGAUGACCGGCCGACGAACCAGGAGGCACCAACGGGACCUCCAGUACCUGCCGUCGAGCGACCGAUUUAUCCAACGCCCCGAGCCAUCCUCCAGAGACGCAAGGUAUCCCCGAUCGUCGAUCAAUCGAUGGGUCCAUCCGAUCCACCAAGCGAACCGGAGGCAAUGAGCCCUGAUCCGGGGGUGGCCGUCGUUGAUACUCUUAGAUCAGGGGGCGGACCGUUGCAGGACGGUGAUCGCGUGACAGAGGAGUCGGGGUCGUCAGCUUCAACUGUCCUCGUCGGAGAUCCACCAGACCCACGGUCGGAUCCUGUUGAGUCGGUGUGUGAACCUUCCGGAUCGGAGGAGGAAUGCUCUCCAAAGCGGAAACAGGUGGGGCUGGACUCCCAGCCUUCGCCGAUCACGGAUCAAGCGUAUGCACCGAUAGAUGACGCGAAGCCGCAAGAUGAUCGUGCUGGCGAUCCAGAGGGGAAGCCAGAUUAUGUGGAUUCCGGUGGUAAAGUAGCUGAGAAAGGCGAAAUCGUGUCCCCUCACUUGCCAUCGGCCGAUCAGCUGUGGAAGAGUCGAGAUCAAGUGACCAUACAGCAGUCGACGGUGUGCCUGCAUCUGAACGACUGCCGCAAGUGGAUGAAGACUCGUCGAUCGUUGGAGGUCCAUUACCACGAGGGCGGAAAUCUGUCAGCAGAAGAUGUCGAAGGUGAAUUAGCUGUGCUUCCUGAAAUUGUGAUCUCGACGACAGAUGAGGUGAAGAUCGAUGAUAUCAAG